AUGUGCGCGGCUAGUUCUGCCAGUACCUUUGUGAAUACACUGGGGGCAGAGGAUAGACCGAAUGGAAGAGCUCGGUACUGGAAGUGCCUCCCCCACAUAGGAGAAGCGGAGAUAUUUUCAGUGGUCUAUGAAGAUGGGGAUAUGAAGAUGGAUGAAAGGACCUUGCACUUGUCUUUAGAUUCCGUGAGUUGUAAAACCCUCCAGUAUUUGCUCUGCCUGCUUCUUGACAUUAAGGAGAAAAGAGCCACCAGACGUCUCAAGACACUGAAGCAGGGCCGGGGUUCCUUGCAGGACUAUGUCAGUGAAUUCCGGCUCCUUAGCCAAGAUUCGGCCUGGAAUGAGGCAGCCCUCAUGGACACCUUUCAAGAUGGGCUGUCGGACGACCUGCAGGAUGAGCUGAACCUGGUCACGUUCCCGUCCCUGCAAUGUGUCGACCACACCCGUCACGUCUGUGCAGGCCAGGUGCUGAGAUUGCCCAAGGUGUCAUUGCCAGCGGAGUUCGCGGAUGUCUUCAGCAAGCAGGAGGCGGACCAAUUGCCGCCACACUGGCCUUAUGACUGCUCCAUUGACUUAGUGCCGGAUGCGCAGCUCCCUGUGUGCCGCCUGUACACCAUAUCCGAGCUGAAGUUAGCCGCAUUGCGGGACUUUCUCGACAAGAACCUCGCCCAGGGUUUUAUCCGGCCCUCGUCUUCGCCACUGUCUGCCCCGGUUUUGUUCGUCCAAAAGAAGACCAAGGAUCUGAGACUCUGUUGUGAUUAUCAUCGCUUGAAUGUGAUUACGGUGCACAACCGUUACCCUCUGCCCCUGAUUACUGAAUUGGAGUGGCUCCGGGAGGCGACAGUGUUCACGAAACUGGACUUGCGUGGUGCGUAUAAUCUGGUUCGAGUCCGGGCAGGGGACGAAUGGAAGAUGGCCUUCGGCACCCGUCUUACUUUGAACAUCUUCAACUUUGCUCUCUAA
Messenger RNA from Thamnophis sirtalis, 960 nucleotides. The record is from RefSeq and is a predicted model, not a curated record. NCBI's taxonomy places the organism in Eukaryota, Metazoa, Chordata, Lepidosauria, Squamata, Natricidae.